Messenger RNA from Closterium sp. Naga37s-1, 4872 nucleotides. NCBI's taxonomy places the organism in Eukaryota, Viridiplantae, Streptophyta, Zygnematophyceae, Desmidiales, Closteriaceae. The record is from the annotation of a GenBank genome assembly.
AUGAAAAGAACGCGCCGGAAAACAUCGUUAAAGGAUGAAACGAAAGGCAGUCGCCUGCUGUCGCUCCCGGACGACCUCCUUCUGCUGCUUCUCGCCCGGGUGAACCACCCCUGCGAUCGCUGCAGCGUCGCUCUCUCCUGCUCCCGCCUCCGCCGCACGCCCCACUCGCUCAACCUCUUCUUCGUCUCUCCUUAUCAGUAUCGCAACGUGCGCACCUUUCUCAAAGAUUUCGACGAUUUUUCGAGGGUAUUUACCCAUAUCAUCUCACUGAGCGUGGAGGUUUGCUCGAUACGGGGAAGUGAGCUGCUGGCACGUGUCGGUGCGAGCUGCCCGAAACUGGAAAAGUUGAAGCUCGUGGCGAAAUGGGGGGACUUCCACAUGAACGCUGCUGCGUGGACGAAGCUCGCCAAGCAAUGCCGCUCGUACUUUAUUUCUCUUGUUCCUCUCCUCUUCCCUCCUGCUUUCCCCCUUCCGCUUUUCCCGUCCCAUUUUCUCUUCCCCUUCCCUCUUUCCCCUUCCCUCCUUCCCCUGGUCUACCUCGCAUGCCCUCUCCUCCCACCUGGCAGCCUCGUGACAUCGCUGGAGCUCGACUCGCCAUUCGCCCGGAGCCCCAUCAUCUACCGACAUUCCACUGGCACCGCCCUCCCUCCCAUCCACGCCUUCCCCGCUCUUCACUCCUUCGCUCUCCUCAUCACUGCCUCGAAACUAAACCCCCUCAACCGCUGCUCCUCCCUCACCUCCCUCACACUCUGGAACCCCCUACCCUCCACCCUCUCCUCCCUCGCCUCCUCCUCCUCCUCUGUCCGCGCCUCCCUCAAGUACCUCACCCUCCACUCCGCCAAGCUCGUGUCCUACCUCUCGCCCCUCGCAUACUUCCCCGCCCUCGCCUCUCUUUCCUUCCUCGCCUGCACCGUCGACCCUUUCGAGCUGCAUGCCCUCGCUCGCUCCCUACACACGCUCACCCACCUCACUAUUCACGACUGCCCCUUGGUCUCCAGCCACGCCCUCGCAGCGCUGGUUGAAGCCAACCCGGCUCUCGCCUCCCUCGCCCUCCACGGCACCACCUACCGCCUCUUCAGCGCCCCGCCCUUCCGCUCUCUCCUCCUCCUCUCCUCGCCCCGCCUGCACACGCCCGACCUCUCAGGGCUGCCGUCCUUCCGCCCUGGCAUGCUGGCCCCUUGCAGUGGCCUGCACUCCCUUGCGCUGACAGGAAUGCCCGAGGAACUUGCAGCGCCGGGGACCAUGAUGCAUCAACACGUGUCAUUUGAGAGUUUCGUGGGCCUGCUGGUGCGCGUGGUGCAGAGGGGAGGAGAGGGAGGGGAGGCUGGAUGGGACGUAGAAAGGGAUGGAGGGGUGGUUGGGGAGGCGGGUAGAUGGGAGGAGUGUGAAGCAGAAGAGGUUGGCAGGGGGGAGGGAGCGAGUGAAGCUACAAUGACUGCUGAUGCCGCACUAGCAAGAGUAGGAGCAGCAGGGCCUGCGGCAGAAGCACGAGCAGUUAACCCUCGAAGUGGAGAAAGGCGAGUACAUGUGGACGUUCGAACGGCGGCAGCAGCAGCCCGAGCAGACCUGAUAGAGUCAAGUGGAGACGUGGUCGCUCUCUUGGAUAUGGCCCAGGAUUGCCACAUAGCCGUGCCUUCUGCUGCUCACUGGGCUCGCCUGGCACGGGCACAGCGCCGAGAUGACGUGUCGGAGUUCAAAUACGCCACUGGUAAGAUCAGGGCGGGCAUCUCAACGUGGCGGGCGCUGCGAGUGGCAGCGUCGCAGAAAAUCGCUGCGACAGAGCGGGAGGAUGCACUGAGUGAGGCGUUUGCUGCUGCCACGACUGCGGGCGUGCUUGUUGACACGUGGAGCAGGGUAGGCGAGGGCGAAGGGGGGUCGGCUCGUUUGGAGGACUUUGAUGGGAUGGUGCUGGACCAUGACUUUGAUGGGAUGGUGCUGGACCAUGACUUUGAUGGGAUGGUGCUGGACCAUGACUUUGAUGGGAUGGUGCUGGACCAUGACUUUGAUGGGAUGGUGCUGGACCAUGAAUUUGAUGGGAUGGUGCUGGACCAUGACUUUGAUGGGAUGGUGCUGGACCAUUACUUUGAUGGGAUGGUGCUGGACCAUGACUUGCCUGCUAACGGUGCUGAUGGGGUUGAAGGGAGUGAGGAUGAGGAGGCCUUUCACUUCAUCUGCACUCCCAAGCCUACCUGGCCGCCUCCAUCCCUUCCCUCUGAAUCGCCUCUCAUGUGCCUCUCUUCCGCUCCUGCAUCCCUUCCCUCUUCCUCUUCUUCCUCUUCCCGCCCCACUUCUCGUGUCUCUCCCGCUGCCAUGUCAAGCCCAAGCUCUCAGCCGCAGUCCUUUGAGUCCGUUGCACUUGCUGCUGCUUUUGGGCGGCUGAAGCGCCUCACACUGGUGUCGUGCUUCGGGCUGAAGGAGGAGCAGUUGGUGCUGCUGCUGCGUUCUUGCCGCGUGCUGGUGGCCCUAACCAUGGAACGCACUGCGGGCGGAAGUUUCGUCCCUGCUGCUCUCAAAGAAGCCCAACCCCCCCUCCCUUCCCCCUUUUUUCCGCCCGCAAACCUUUCCCCCCGCACGCGCACCCCGUCUUCCCCAGCGUCUCAGCGACCUUAUGGAGCUGAAGGGGCAAGCUUCUUCGAAGACGCCUCUCCAACCUAUUCCCCCACUUCUUCCCCCCCCCACCCCCCUUUCGGUCUCUCUCGGCCCCAGCGCCGCAGCGACCUCAUGGAGCUGAGGGCGGAAGUGCUGUCGCUGCUGCGCCUGCAGGAGGGGGAGGGGGAACGGGGGGGGAAAGAACAGGGGGCAGGGGAGCGGGAAGGGGGGGAAUGCGGAGCAGGCAGCGCGGAUGGGGAGCGGGAGGAGCUGGCGUUCGUACGGUUGUACGAGGUGGUGGUUGAAACGGGGACGGCGUUACAUCUCAUCCUGGAAUACUGCCAGGGUGGCGAUCUGCAGUUGCUGCUGGCAGUGCACGCCAUGCAUCGCAUGGGCAUAGUGCACCGCGACCUCAAGCCAGAGAACAUACUCCUUAGUAGCGGCCCCGGUGCUUGUAGAGGCCGUUGCACUGUAGCUGAGUGCAACUGCAGUGAAGAUGGGGGUAGUGAUGCCAGCGUUGACACAUCCUCUCCCUUCCUCCCGCUUCCCUCACCACCUCCCUCCCCUGCUCUCCCUCCAUCAUCUCCCUCCCCUGCUCUCCCUCCAUCAUCUCCCUCCCCUGCUCUCCCUCCAUCAUCUCCCUCCCCUGCUCUCCCUCCAUCAUCUCCCUCCCCUGCUCUCCCUCCAUCAUCUCCUUUCCACCUCUCACGAAACUCCCACCCACCACCCCCCUCUCUCGCCUCCCAUCCCUCCUCCCCCUGUCUUUCUCUUCCACCCUCUUCCCCCACCGCUUCCCUUUCUCCUCUUGCACCUCCUCCACCUCCUUUUCCUCCUCUCUGCUCGUCCCCUCCUCCCUCUCCGGUCACCACGGCAGCCAGCCCCCCUGUGUGUCCCUGCACGGCAAUGAGAGUCAACGUGGCUGAUUUCGGUCUGGCAGCAACGCCCUCUUCUCCCACCACUACUCCUCCUCGUACCAUCACGGCAACCAGCCCCCCUCCCUGUCCCUGCACGGGCAUUCAAGUCAAGGUGGCGGAUUUCGGGCUGGCAGCGACGCUGUCGCGCGGGCAGACAGCGGCGUGUGGGGUGGUGGGCUCGCCCUUGUACAUGGCGCCUGAGAUCAUCCGCGGGAGGCCCUAUGCGGGGGAGGUCGACAUGUGGAGCCUCGGCUGCGUUCUCUACACCUGCCUGUCGGGUACUGUGCCUUUUCACGGGAGGACUCACCAUGAGGUUUUCGCUUCGGUGUUAGGUUCGGCGCCGGACUUGAAAGGCGAGAGCCGCAGUGCCGAUGCUGCUGGCAGGCUAGCUGUGCAGGAGAAGGUGGGUGAGAGUGCAAGCAGGAGUGAGAGUUCACCAGAGGUGGAGCAGGUGCACAGGCUGACCACGGGGUGUAGCAGUGGGACAAGUGUCAGCGCUACGGCGCGUCACGUUUCCUUGCCUUUCAACCCAGAGCCACCGGAACAGAGCACACGCCAUAGUGAGGCAGCCGUGAGAGGGGAGGUCGAAGGACAGGAAGCGUGCUGGGAAGCAACAGUGCAGGAUUUCAUUAGAGAGGUGCACGUGGUUAAGGCAUGUGUGAAAAGCCACGGAGUGGAAGGCGAGGUUGGGCAGCAUGAGGUGGGGCAUGAGGUGGGUUGUCCUGAUUGCCACCCAAGCAGUCCCAACAGUCUCUGCAAAAGCAGCCAUGCUGAUGCGUGCUGUCAGAGCAGCAGUGCCGGUGCUGCUGGCAGGCUAGCUACUCAGGAGAUGGUGCGUGGGAGUGAAUGCAGGCGCGAGGAAACAGGAGAAGAGGGGAAAAUGGCUGGGCUGACCAGGGGGAGUGGGAGUGGGAGCAGGAGGAGAAGCAUUGGCACUGAGGCGAGUCACACUCACACCUCCUCGCCUUUCAAUCCAAACCUACAGGAAGAGAGCAGACGUGGGACUCACCGUAGAGGUGGAGAGGAGGUGGAGGGUAAGGAGGCGUGUUUGAAAGCAUCAGUGCAUGAAUGUGCUGCGCAGCGGUGCAGUGAGGCUGCAGAGGUAGACAUCUGCUCUCCAGGUGGUGCUUGGGGUGCUGGCUGCUGUGGGAGUAUCGGUCCCACUGACUCACCACUGACUGUAGCACCACUGACUGGAGCACCACUGACUGUAGUCCCACUGACUGUAGCACCACUGACUGUAGCACCACUGACUGUAGCACCACUGACUGGAGCACCACUGACUGUAGCACCACUGACUGUCACACCACUGACUGUAGCACCACUGACUGUAGCAGUGGUUGCAGUGGGGUUGGUGAGACUACAUUGA